AUGGAGGUGGACGAGUUACAGCGUCAAGCAUCUGAACUACCAUCGUCUGCUUCGCAACCUCCUCCUAUCGCCAGCCCUGCUCCUUCAACUGCCAGCCAAACAAACCCGUUUUUCCGACGAACCGCAAGUGUAUCCGAUAAUUCAUUUUCUCCUCCACCGCCAUCAUCAUCUUCUCAAGAACCCUCAAAAGACGCUCAGAGUGUGUUUGACAAUGUAUUCGGACCAUCGUUCACCGUGCCUUCAACCUUCACUCCACCACCGCCGACGACUUUCCGAACGGAGUCGCCAGCCCAACAAACUCCACUGGCGGCUGGUCCCGCUAGGACGUCGGAUACGUCCGGCACGCUCACACCAUCAGCUUCCCCCAGCUCAGCCGAACCCCCUCCUCCCCCACAAUCUCGGCAGAUUUCAUCCAGCCAGCUUCCUAUUGAAGGCCACCAGACAUCUGAAGCUUCUUCGGUCAGGCCCUCCCCGCCCACUAGCCGAUUUGGGACUUCGGUAACCUCGGAGCCUGAUACAAGCUCGUCAGCAAAAUCUCCAUUUGAGAGUGAAGAUCCAAAGCCUGAGACGAAACUUGAGAAACCGUCUAGCGAUUCCGACGGAAGCACAAGCCAAACCGGACAAGAAGCCGAGGUGUCCAAUAUUCCUGGUUUCUUCCCCGUAAAGUCAGCGCAAGCCGCAUCGACAAAGAAGGAUGCCAGUUUUGACGAGUUAUUUGGCGGCAUCACGCAUGCGCGGUCCCCGUCUCAGAAGGCCAACGACUUUGAAGAGGCGUUUGCGCAAAUGAAAGUGAAAAACGGUGGUGAUUCUGGGUUCCCCGAAGUAGCUGGUGGGAAGUCAAAGGAAGGAGCCAGCGAGUUCCCUCCCAUACGAGAGCUUGAUGACGAUGACGACAGUACAGAUAGCGAAGCUGCCAAGGGGUUCGAUGAUGACUUCUCGCCAGUUUCACCGCCACGACAAAAUGAACAAGUUUCCCGGGGCAUCUCGUCGCCUCACCCAUUCCCGCCUCCGUCAUCGCAGAGUACAUCGCCUCCUGAAAUGAAUGGCCAGGGCCCCUCUAAGGAGAACUCCCGAGCUGAGGCCCCUACAUCAAAUAGGUUGACACACAUGGGAAAAGACAGCACCGGAGCCUCUCAGCCAACUCUACCAGGCAAGAAGCCCACAACGCCCGAUUUUGAGGCUGCAUUUGCCGGUUUAGAGCUUGCUCCCGCGAAGGAAGCGGACGAUGAUGACGAAGACGAUGAUGACGACGACGACGACGACGACUUCGAAUCUCCCUUCAACAAGGAUUCCUCGAACUUCGACAUGACAUUCGACUCACCGGGCUUACCAUCUAAGUCCAGCACAAUCGCCAAUGCCACCACAGGCGCAAGUUCCGGCAACAACACAACGAACGCCGAUUUUUUCACCUUCGACAACAACCAGCAACAACAACUACAACAAUCAAGUCUAUCAGCGCCCGCUGCCGGAACCGCCCCGCAGGACUGGGACGCGCUCUUCUCCGUCCUAGACAGCUCAAAAGUUGCUAAAUCUCCUAAAGAAACAAACAAGCCCACCUCGUCCGAAGGAGGACAGCCAUCAUCCGAUUCUGCAGCCCUAUCCUCCUUCCCACAACCUCCAGGCAAGGAAGCCAAGCCGCCCGGAUGGGCGCUGAGUGCUGAUACAGGCGAGGAUGAUAUGAUAUUACAGCGGUUAACGGGGAUGGGGUAUCCGCGGGACGAGUCGUUGGCGGCGCUGGAGAAGUUUGACUAUAAUCUUGAUAAGGUGGGUUGA
Molecule: messenger RNA, 1773 nt
Organism: Blastomyces gilchristii SLH14081
Lineage: Eukaryota; Fungi; Ascomycota; Eurotiomycetes; Onygenales; Ajellomycetaceae
Exons: 1
Coding region: 1-1773 (590 amino acids)
Molecular function (GO): protein binding
Source: RefSeq, a predicted model, not a curated record